This is a messenger RNA of Saccostrea cuccullata (small rock oyster), 2243 nucleotides long. RefSeq lists its product as uncharacterized. The transcript is spliced from 12 exons. The record is from RefSeq and is a predicted model, not a curated record. NCBI's taxonomy places the organism in Eukaryota, Metazoa, Mollusca, Bivalvia, Ostreida, Ostreidae. The coding region runs from base 350 to 1546 and encodes 398 amino acids.
CGAAUGUUUGUUUACAAAAUCGUGACGAGCCAAACCCAUUUUGAUUUUCUAUGUUUAGAGAUCAUUAUAUUAUUGUUUAACUUCAAAACAGACUUGCAUCAUAGAGAUUUUUUAUUGCACAAACAAUGCUAUUCUUAGUAAUAUCAAUCAAGUGAAAAACCCACAAGAUCUAAAAAUAAAAUAGCUCGUUAAACUAUUUUACCCCGUUUCUUAACCAGCCUAAACACAAGUUGAAGUUCGAGUCUAAUAAAUAGCGCAUUGAAACAAAACAAAGAGACAGGCUGCAUUUACCACCCUGUACAUGAAGACUACAUCUAACAAUCCAGCAUAAGCCAGCAGCUGAGUAAAAAUGAAAUUCAAAACUGUUCUUGAAGGACAACAAGCAGUGGUGUUUAAUUAUCUUGGUGAAGGAAGACUCAUCAAGGGUCCACAAAGGGUAUUUCUAUACAGAGAGAGGCUCCAGUAUUUAAAGAAACACACAGCAGACCCUUACCAGUACAUUGUUGUGAAGGAUAAGGAUGGGCUGGUUCAACACACACCUGGUCCCUGCUUCAUCUUUAACAAUCCCCUUCUUUAUGAAUUGGUGACAGUGAAAGAGAGCACAAAGAUUGACGCCAAUCAUCUGAUUGUUGUGUACAAACGUUUGAAGGACUCUGAUGUGCAGAGGAGAAUCGUUCAAGGUCCCACUGUGUUUGUUCCAGAGGCUGAGGAGUGGAUACAUACAUUUACUUGGCAUGGCACAGAUCCACAGAACAAAGCCAGAAUGAUCCCUGGGCAUAAUACAUUCCAGAAACUGGCUGUGAUUCCAGACCAGUUUUAUUAUGAUGUCAGAGAUGUGAGAACACAAGAUGACACUAUGAUUACAGUUAAAUUAAUGCUGUUUUAUGAAUUGAAAGAUGUGACAAAAAUGCUGAAUACAACAACAGAUCCUAUUGCAGACAUGAUGAAUGCUGUUUGUGCAGAUGUCAUUGCAUUUGCUGGAAAAGUUUCGUUUGGAGAGUUUUUGAGCAAGACCCAGAACCUUAGUAGCCUUUCAACCUACCCACAGCUGGUCCAGAGAGCUGAAAAGAUUGGCUACAUCAUUCAGAAAGUUGUGUAUAGGGGAUACCAUGCCAGUGAUAAUCUGCAGAUGAUGCAAAAUUCUGCCAUUGAAUCAAGAACACAGCUUCGACUAGAAUCUGAAAUUGAGGAACAAAAAUCCAAGCUAGAAAAUUUUAAACUGGCUAAAGAACAAGAGAGAACUAAAUUAGUACAUGACAUGGAGAAAGCCAAACAAGACCACAAGCAGAAGAUAGCAGAGCUAGAACAAGAACACAAACUAGAACUACGCGAGAUGGAGCACCACAAAAUGCUGGAGACUUCAUCUUUAUUCACCAAGGCAAAACUAGAUCUGAGUUCAGCAGAAAAGUCCUGGGAAUGUGAAUUCCUGAAGAAGCUGGAUGACCUAAAUGUCAACUUGACAGAUUAUCUUGUGACUCAGAAUGGCCCUCCUGUAGCCGAGGAAAUUCGACUCAUAAAUAUGGACACAAAUAACACAAAAGUCUGACACGUCUUUUGAUUGCUUUUAUCUUUAGAUGUUUACCUGUUUAUUUAAAUUGGGUCCCAUUUUAUAAAAUUUAAAAACUGAAUUUAUUUUGCCGUGGAUGUUUUAUAUUAGAGGAAUAUUUUUUUUUUAAGAAACAUGUUUUGAGAUUUUUAUUGAUUUAUUUUGAUGAAGAUUUUACAGGGCAUGAAUAUUAUGAUUUGCAGUGCCUGGAUUUGCUUUAAUAUCUAAGAUGAUCUAGAACUGACAUAAGUCUUGUAUAUGUAACAUUAUUUUCCCUUGUUAUUCCAUAGACAUUAAUUUGCAUAUGACACAGUCAUGUAUGAAGUGUAUAAACGAGCAAAGUAACAACUUUUUUACAAUAUUAUAAAUCCAUAAAAGUGACAUUAUGCAUAGGCAUAGAAGUUAAUAUUACAAUAAACAUAUUUUUUCUUUUUUUCCAUGCGGUUUUGAAAUAACCUUUCGAAAAUUGCAAGCUGUCAGAUAUGGGGUUCUUAUGUUGUACAUGUAUGUUGUAUGUGGUGUGGAAUAUGAGAUUGAAUUAGCAUUAUAAUUAGAAUCUAUCUAAUAUCUAUAAUAAUUGUGAAAAUGUUACCUUGACUUAGAUCUUUCUUGAGAAUUAUUGUGUCUUUACUUCGAACUGUGAUAUUUACAUACAUUUAUAUAAAUGAACCAGCAUAGUUUAAUCUUUCCUAUUUAU